This is a messenger RNA of Cataglyphis hispanica, 3811 nucleotides long. It is a transcript of the gene Rassf, whose product is annotated as ras association domain-containing protein 4. Bases 216 to 1934 code for a protein of 572 amino acids. NCBI's taxonomy places the organism in Eukaryota, Metazoa, Arthropoda, Insecta, Hymenoptera, Formicidae. The transcript has 10 exons. Gene Ontology annotation, biological process: signal transduction. The record is from RefSeq and is a predicted model, not a curated record.
UAAUUGAAAAGAUGGCGUAGCGUCUUCUGGUCUUUUCUCUUUUCUACAGUUACCGUCAAGUUACCAUACUAGUAACAUCUGUAAUUAACCCGCAUGUCAUUUUCGAUGAGAGCGAAAUGCUCCGCUAAUAUAAACAAAAUGGUUUGAAACCGUUCGAAGCUUUUGACGAAAACACCCUUCUCGUUAUUUUUCUGGUGUAUCGUGUAUCUAUCAUCAUGUGGAAGUGUCACAAAUGCGGAAAACCCGUUUAUUUUGCUGAACGUAAACAGUCUUUAGGAUAUGAUUGGCAUCCAGAAUGUUUACGAUGCGAGGAAUGUGGAAAGCGGUUAAAUCCUGGGCAACAUGCAGAGCAUAAAGGUGUACCUUAUUGCCAUGUUCCUUGUUAUGGAGCACUUUUUGGACCUCAAUUAUUUGGUCAUGGCACAAGAGUAGAAUCACAUACAAGUUUCGGGAAGAAAGAAAGUAGACCAUCAUUACCAAGAUCACACUUAGAAUCCAAGCUGAAAGUUUUUAAUCAGUAUUAUGAAGGCAAAAGUGGUGGAAUUCGAAGCCGUGAGGUCAAUGGAAGAUUGAUAUUAGAAGGUGCAUUAAGAAUUUAUUGGGGAGUUCGUGGUGUAAUUCAUCUGAAGGAAGAUGAUGAUCAACGCACAGUAGUUACUGCACGAAAUAGAAAUUCAUGCAGACAUAGCGUUUCUGAGGAUAUCGAAGAUGAAGAUAAAGUAGAUGAGCUGUCCAAAAAUACAUCAGAUAGUAGUACAGAGAAUAAUACAAAAUCUGUUCCAACAUCUCCGGAUCAUUUAAAGAGUCUCACUCUGCCCAUGAAGCUGGAUGUUAAAAACAUGGAAUGGGAUGAGCUAGAUGAGCUUCUACAGGUUGAACGAAAAGUUGAGGAUGGCAAUAAAUUGUAUCAGACAAUGCCUGAAAAUCUCCCAUCAAUAAGUUCGCAAUCUAGCGUGGAUACACCACCGCUCUCGUCCCAGUCAAGUCUCGAUCGAUCAGAUUCUCGCGAAAACUCGGAAACGAGCAGUCCUAAUCAUCAAACUGUUAGCCGAGAGGAUAGCAGCGUAAAUAGCACACCAACGCACAGCAUAGGUAGUUCAUCCAGUACAGACACACCUGGCUGUAAUUUAGGAGCUUCUAAUCGAAACGGUACGCUUCGAAGAGUAGAGUACUUUGACAACUUGGAGAAAAAUGCUGGCAAUAGAUCUAUCAGCACUGAUGAUAGCUGGAUCGAGAAGGGUCUGAAUCGAUCGUUAUCUGGUCCCGAUUGCCUGCAAAGACACAGAACUGAUAGCGAUACAGAUUCGGUGAAUUCCUUGCAGUUCAGAGAGGAUGACAAUAUGACUAUGUCUACGGACAGCGGAUUAGAGCUGGACGGUGUUGUUUUACGCCGUAAGCAAGGUUCCACCGCGAUCAGACGACGUCCAGGUGGCAGACGUCAAUCGCGUAAUCGAUUACGACGUCGUUGCUCAAUCAAUGGCCAUUUUUAUAAUCGUGAAACCAGUUUUUUCACGCCACCUCAUGGUUCACAAAUGUCCGUCUGGGUGACGAGUUUAGUGAACACUCAAGAAGUUAUCAAUCUUAUGCUGGACAAAUAUAAAGUUGACGCCAAAUCCGAUAACUUUGCGUUAUUCGUAGUGCGCGACAAUGGAGAACAAAGAAGAUUGAGAGACGACGAGUAUCCUUUAGAAGUCAGGGUAGUCCUAGGUCCGCAUGAGAACGUUGCACGACUCUUUCUGGUUGACAAGUUAUCCACACCUGAAAUCAGUUCCGAUGUUGCGCAGUUUCUUAAUUUAUCUUUAGCGGAAUGCCAUGGUAUACUGCAACGUUAUCAUUACGAAGAGGAACGUCAGAUUCUCCUUCUAAAAGAAAAAUAUAAAGAAAUGCGGAGAAGAAUAAAACAAAGAAUGGAAGAGCUAAAAGUUCGAUUGUAGAUAGAAUGAUAAAAAUCAAGGUAUGCAAUUAUUUUUAUAUAACGCUUAACAAAUUUCUUUAUAAAAUAAUAUUUAUGCCAAGGAUCUAUCAUUCAUACUGUGCAAUAUGUAAUUGCAAUGACAUGACACAAUUUAUGGCAUUUUAGUUUUAUUUGUAGCUUAACAAUUCGUUGUUGCAUUUUUUUCGAAUCUUUGAGUCUCUAUUGCAUUUAUCUAUAGUCAUUAUAUCUGAAAAUACUAUAUUGUAAUUGGAGUUGAAAUCUCUAAUAAUUCUAUUAAAUUUUCAUUUAUCAAGUCGAUAUAAAUAAUAUUAAGUGAGAAAUAUUAUUCCUACAUAAUCUCGAUACAUCUUCUCUCGAGUAAAAUUAAUGAAAAAUAUAGAAAUAUUUUUAAUUCAUCUUGUAACAUAAGCGAGGUAAAUAGAAAUGCAAGCACUGCUAGGAGAAAGUAGUUAUUGCUUAUAAAAAUAUAUAAUAGUAAAGAAUUAUAUUCGACGUUUCUAUUUAGCGCGAAUGUUAUUUGUAAUCAUGCAAAAUUUGUAUUCGUCACGAUGGAUAACAUGCUUUUUAUAGCAAUCUUUCAGCAUUCCGAUAUCUCGAUGGAGUGAUAAAAAAAACAAUGAAAACAUAUUUUUCUAUCGGUAUUUAAAGAAGAUCCAUUUAUCGAAACAUCGAAACGAGAAAUUAUUAUUAUCGGAAUAAAAGUCGAUGAUAACUGUUAAGAAUUUAAAGUCUUUAAUCCUUUGCAUUUCGUUGCGUGGCCCAGAUAUAAGUGGACGUUUAUAUAUUCAGCCGAGCACACAAUUACUGCCAGAUACUCUGAUAUCGCAAUCCGAGACUAUUGUUGCGAAAUAAAUUGUAAGGUGUAAAGCAAUUAAUCGUCAUAAUAAUUGUACCGUGUUGCGAGGAUCCAUGAAAAUCGCCGUCUCAAGCUAGUCAUGUUUCACGCUUAAUCACCGAUAUCGAUUGCAUCCAUCCCAUUUUCAACUAAGGGCCAAAAGAGCGUCGUAUACUGAGCCACGUUUACGUACAUUAUAAAAUAUGUUGUCUCGAUCUAAAUACGCUCUCUCAAUCUGCCAGUAUAGAAUAAUAAAUAAUGAAUAACGCGCCACACGACGCAUAAUAAAUAUAUAUAUAUAUAUAUAUAUAUAUAUAUAUAUAUAUAUAUAUAUAUAUAUAUAUCUAUCUAUAUAUAUAAACAUUAAUAACAUUUAAAGUGUAUUUGUAUUUACAAAAAUAUGUCUACUAAAGGAUAUAAUAAUCUCCUAGAUUGUAAACAGUUUUUGCUAGCAGUAAGAAAAAAAAUGUAAUCCUUAUGUAUAUCGAUUAACAGAACAGUUGAUAUGCGACGCUAGAAUAAGUUCCUCAGUUCGCGCGCGUCGAUUUUUCUACUACUGAUAUAAAUGAAUAGAUAUAUAGAUAGGCGUAUAUAUUUUUUCAUACGCCAAUUAUAGAUAAAGAUAUACUCGAUAAUCAUGACGUAUUCGAACGCAUUUUGCGCUGGAAAAGUAAAAUACGAAACUGAAAACAGAUAUCUAAAUAUUAAAUAUUAUAUAAAAAAAGGGAAAAAAAGAAAUCAAUUGUAAGGAGAGCUUGAGAAAUGAAUCAUGUAAUAUCGUUGACAGAAUAAUAAAAUGGUAUAUUACUUCUUUUAUAGGUAUAUUUUCCGUUUUCUUGAUCUGAAACGAAAAAGAAAUUGUUAGAGUGGUUUAUGAACAGAUCUAUAUAUUAGCAUUAAUAAUUAACCAUAAAUGAUCGAUAAUUCUCGUGUGAGAAAAUACCCUAUCUCCUGAUAAAUCCCAUCUACUGAUAAGGAUAAUUAACGGGAGGUAUGUUGCUAGGAAAAGAAUAAAGAUAUCGAUGUAGGCGUAAAUGUGA